AUGGCUCAGAAUGGACUUGUGAUCUUUGUCCUGGUUAUCCUACUGCUACUGGAUCAGACUCCUAUCCAGGCUUCCAAAUCAAAAGCCAGAAAGCACAGCAAACGUAGAGUGAAAGAGAAGAAUGGUGACCUAAAGACUCAGAUCGAGAAGCUUUGGCGAGAAGUAAAUGCUCUGAAAGAAAUGCAAGCGCUUCAGACAGUCUGCCUUCGUGGCACAAAGAUACAUAAAAAAUGUUACUUCGCACCCGAUGGCUCCAAGAAUUUCCAUGAAGCCAAUGAAGACUGCAUAGCAAAAGGCGGAACCCUAGCAAUCCCCAGAAACAGCGAUGAAACCAACGCCCUUCGUGACUAUGGCAAAAAGAGCAUGCCAGGCAUCAAUGACCUUUGGCUGGGUAUCAAUGACAUGAUCAAUGAGGGAAAAUUCGUAGAUGUUAAUGGAGUUUCUAUUCAUUUCUUCAACUGGGAUCGCGGUCAACCAAAUGGAGGGAAGCGUGAAAAUUGUGCCCUGCUAUCCCAGUCGGCACAAGGAAAGUGGAGUGAUGAAGUCUGCCGGAGUGUGAAGAGAUACAUUUGUGAAUUUGUUAUUCCAUAAACAUGUCCUGUGAGCACGAGUCUGGUAUCUGCCCUACCCAAUUCUACAGGCUGUUAGUCUCUAAGGUUUAGGAAAUCAAAAUUCAAAAGACAUCUUGAAAUACACUUCCUUAUUCUGGAAAGCUAGGUGAAGACAUUAUCUAUGAAAUAACUUUCCCUCAAGCUGACAAGAAAGCUACGUUUACUGAAUUAUGAUAGUCUUUAUUAAACGCUAUUCCUACUAUUACUACUACUACUUCUAGAGAUUGCCGGCUGUCAUUCUAUUAACUGUUUUGGCAAAACUCUCCUAGAUAUCGACACACUUGUGAAGGUUAUCUGUCAGUGACUUUGCACUCCAGGGUACUUAGGGGUCGUAGGGUUGUAAGUGCUGCCCAGCCACCACGCUGCCUGUCUGCCAGAUUCAGAGCUAUCAGGAAAGCACCAUGCUUACCUGCACGAUGCAAUGCCCAGUGAACUGUUGGUUCCCAUCAAGUGAUAAAUAAUCUCCCAAACAAAAACAAUAUAGAGGUUAGAAGGCAGUUUCUAUACUUGGUGGUCCCUGGAGGCUCUUGCUUCUAAAGCAAUGGCAGAGAUUUUGAUGAAGAUCCCCAGGGAAGACCAAAGACAGGAGAAGGGAAUACUGCUGAUAUUUCAUCAUCAUCAUCAUCAUCAUCAAUGGUAUUUAUUGAGAGCUUACCAUGUGCAGAGCACUGUACUAAGCAGUGGGGAGAG
Tachyglossus aculeatus (Australian echidna) is the source of this 1301-nucleotide messenger RNA. RefSeq names its product C-type lectin domain family 3 member A (gene CLEC3A). NCBI's taxonomy places the organism in Eukaryota, Metazoa, Chordata, Mammalia, Monotremata, Tachyglossidae. The record is from RefSeq and is a predicted model, not a curated record. The transcript is spliced from 3 exons. The coding region runs from base 1 to 591 and encodes 196 amino acids.